UGAUACGUUGCAGCCGGUGGAAUAGGGAAGCUGGUUACUUGAUCCUCUGCUAUACCUGAACCUCAUUGUUACAGCUUUUAAUAACGGAACAUCCAGACCUCCUAUAAAGGUGCCUUUGAGGAAAGAAUGACGGGACAAUAAUCAGCAUUCAGACCCAGAAAUGGGCAACAAGCAAACCAUUUUCACUCCAGAGCAACUGGAUGCAUAUCAGGACUGCACAUUCUUUACAAGGAAAGAAAUUCUGAGAUUGUUUUACAGAUACCGGGAUCUGGCCCCACAGCUUGUUCCACCCGACUACACAGAUAAACCAGACGUGACGCUUCCCUAUCAACUCAUUGGCAGCAUGCCAGAGCUGAAGGACAAUCCAUUCCGCCAGAGGAUAGCAGAGGUUUUCUCAGAAAACGGAGAUGGCAACAUGACUUUAGAUGAUUUUUUGGAUAUGUUUUCAGUUCUGAGUGAAAUGGCUCCCAGAGACCUGAAAGCUUAUUAUGCUUUUAAAAUUUAUGACUUUAACAAUGAUGAUUACAUAUGCAAAUCAGAUCUAGAGAAAACUGUUAACAAGUUAACCCGAAAUGAACUUACCCCAGAAGAAGUUAGGCUUGUAUGUGAAAAGGUGAUUUAUGAAGCUGAUGUGGACAACGAUGGCAAGCUGUCUUUGGAAGACUUUCAGCAUAUGAUAAUACGAGCUCCAGAUUUCCUCAGCACAUUUCACAUUCGGAUCUGAGUCUAGUGAAACGUGCAGACAGAAGUGCUUCUUGAACCUCCAACACCUGAGACAGCAAAAUGAGAGGAACAAAGAGGACAAUUCUGGUAACUGAACUAGUCAGAGAACUCUUGUUUACGUCUUUAAAAGGAACAAGUCAUUAAGCUCUUCAUCAAGUUUUCUCUGUAUUUUAACAAAAGUCUAUCAUCCCCCCCCCGGGUAAAUCUGGCCUAGACAGUAAGAUGGGAAAUGAUUUUUUUAAAGUUCAGAUACCACCAGGUAGCAAAAGAAAUUGUAUAAAAUUAUAGCUUCUAAAAAACUCCUAAGAAAAUACCUUAACUAAUAAAACCCUCUUGAAAAUAAGUUUCAAAAACAUUAUGGCUAAUCAAAAUUGUGUAAACAACUCCUCUGAUCAGCUUUGAAGAGUCCAGUGAAUCAAUGUUCUCCCAGUGGGUCACAGAAGACAGUUACAGGUUUCAGAGGAAUACAGAGAAGAGCCCUCCCUUUUGCAACGUGUAACAAACAGUCAGCACACUUCAAAGGACAAAAGAACUUACCCCGGGCUCCUGUCCCUCUUUUCCAUUUUUAGAAAUACCCUAUUUUCCACACAAGAAUCUAUAGGCACGAACGAUGAACUGACAAACUAAGUCUGUAAAAUUCUCUUUUCAUAAGAAGUUUAUUUAUGCAGUGCUCAAGGUCCUGUACAACAGAGUAAAAACAUACGUACUGUAAUAAACAACAGUUUUAAUACAAACAUGAAAAAUCAAUGAGA
Athene cunicularia (burrowing owl) is the source of this 1475-nucleotide messenger RNA. RefSeq names its product calcium and integrin binding family member 3 (gene CIB3). The coding region runs from base 161 to 724 and encodes 187 amino acids. The record is from RefSeq and is a predicted model, not a curated record. Lineage: Eukaryota; Metazoa; Chordata; Aves; Strigiformes; Strigidae. Gene Ontology annotation, molecular function: calcium ion binding. The transcript is spliced from 6 exons.